This is a messenger RNA of Penicillium samsonianum, 822 nucleotides long. Its product is annotated as dynein light chain Tctex-type family protein. Gene Ontology annotation, biological process: microtubule-based movement. Lineage: Eukaryota; Fungi; Ascomycota; Eurotiomycetes; Eurotiales; Aspergillaceae. The transcript has 5 exons. Gene Ontology annotation, molecular function: dynein intermediate chain binding. Bases 104 to 532 code for a protein of 142 amino acids. The record is from RefSeq and is a predicted model, not a curated record. Gene Ontology annotation, cellular component: cytoplasm; cytoplasmic dynein complex.
GGAGAGUCCUACAAGCAUCCCACAAUCAUAGUCCUAUCUGCUAUCCAGAUCCAAUAAAGCAUCUUUUAUCCCUCCUAAAACCACCGCGUUCAGUUUAUUCACAAUGUCUGUCGAAGGCGCCUCUGCAUCGCCCAUUCCCAUUGAGGAUCUCACCAAGAUCACCACCGAGGCCUGCCAGGAUGCCCUCAAAACCAGCCAGAGCUAUGAGCACGACAAUGUCGGAACCUGGAACUCCGAGAUUAUCAACACCGUCCUUAAGGCCCUGAUCACCGCUACCGCACCCUCCGAUGCCUCCAAGCCCCCUCCCUACCGCUUCACUGUGAACAGCACAAUCGUGCAGCAGGGCGUGAUUGACCCGUCCGUUGCUGCGGAUGGCGCACUUAGCAAUGCCGGUAAGCGUGGUAUGCACUCCGCCUCAGGAGCGUUCUGGGAUGUCAACCGCGACGGAAUGUGGACUUUCAAGUACACUGGUGCUGAGGAUAAGGGGAUGGAUAUUGUUGUGUGUGUGACGUGGUUUGCCGUCGUCGUAUAAGGACGGGGCUGGUUGUUUGUUGGCUUGUUCUCUCAUGAACAUAUCCAUGGAUGGCAUAAUAGUCCAUAAGCGGAAGCGGUGGCUUUGUCUGUGAGCGGUUCCUUGGACUUAUUAUCGGAUUUGCGUCAAGGGCUUCAUUUUUUUUCAUGUACUUGAACAUUUGUUUUGAGUCCUAUGGGUAUGUCUAGAUCUGUUCUUCUUCUUUUUCGUGUGAUUUGAUUUGAGUUCGGUCUGAGCGUGAUGUUAUGUUUACUUUAAUUUAUGGAGACUUGCCUGCAUUGUUCGAGGAA